CCCGUCUCGGGGGCGACCCAGGUAACAGUAGCGUCAGCGUCAGUACGGCCCCGGUAAGGGCCGAGCCUGGGAGCUGAUAGUGAGGUCGGCCGAGCCUCUGACUGAAGUUAGAUAGUGCCGGCCGGCCUGAUAGUCGACUGCGGACGGCUGCCGCAGUGUCGAGCCGUCCGCGCCGCCGACCGCCAGCUCCGCCCCGCCCCGCAACAGGUCAUCAGAGGUCGUCCGAGGUCACAAGAGGUCACACAGGUGGCCGCCAUGGCGGUGUCCAGUCGCCGCUACCUCCGUGUAGCCCUCAUCUGUCUGGUGUACGCCCAAACAGGUGCCGCCGUGCCACGACCGGCUCAGGCGGAGCGGCCAACGCUGACUCCGAGCACGCUGUUCGAAGACAUCAACCGACAGGUCCAGGUGCUGUCCUCCUCGUUGGAGCAGCUGGACACAGCGGUGCAAGAGGCCAGCACCAUCGUGCUACCAUCGUCAACCAGCGCUGCAACCACUGCUUCGACCUCUCAGACAGCUUCCACGCCCAUGCCAACCACUUCGUCACCCACUCCUGAACCACCCAACCCGUCUUCCACGAACCCUCCCACUACUGAACCACCCAACCCGUCUUCCACGAACCCUCCCACUACUGAACCACCCAACCCGUCUUCCACGAACCCUCCCACUACUGAACCACCCAACCCAUCUUCCACAAACCCUCCCACUACUGAACCACCCAACCCGUCUUCCACGAACCCUCCCACUACUGAACCACCCAACCCGUCUUCCACGAACCCUCCCACUACUGAACCACCCAACCCGUCUUCCACGAACCCUCCCACUACUGAACCACCCAACCCGUCUUCCACGAACCCUCCCACUACUGAACCACCCAACCCGUCUUCCACGAACCCUCCCACUACUGAACCACCCAACCCGUCUUCCACGAACCCUCCCACUACUGAACCACCCAACCCGUCUUCCACGAACCCUCCCACUACUGAACCACCCAACCCGUCUUCCACGAACCCUCCCACUACUGAACCACCCAACCCGUCUUCCACGAACCCUCCCACUACUGAACCACCCAACCCGUCUUCCACGAACCCUCCCACUACUGAACCACCCAACCCGUCUUCCACGAACCCUCCCACUACCGAACCACCCAACCCGUCUUCCACGAACCCUCCCACUACUGAACCACCCAACCCGUCUUCCACGAACCCUCCCACUACUGAACCACCCAACCCGUCUUCCACGAACCCUCCCACUACUGAACCACCCAACCCGUCUUCCACGAACCCUCCCACUACUGAACCACCCAACCCGUCUUCCACGAACCCUCCCACUACUGAACCACCCAACCCGUCUUCCACGAACCCUCCCACUACUGAACCACCCAAACCGUCUUCCACGAACCCUCCCACUACUGAAACACCCAACCCGUCUUCCACGAACCCUCCCACUACUGAACCACCCAACCCGUCUUCCACGAACCCUCCCACUACUGAACCACCCAACCCGUCUUCCACGAACCCUCCCACUACUGAACCACCCAACCCGUCUUCCACGAACCCUCCCACUACUGAACCACCCAACCCGUCUUCCACGAACCCUCCCACUACUGAACCACCCAGCCCGUCUUCCACGAACCCUCCCACUACUGAACCACCCAACCCGUCUUCCACGAACCCUCCCACUACUGAACCACCUAACCCGUCUUCCACGAACCCUCCCACUACUGAACCACCCAACCCGUCUUCCACGAACCCUCCCACUACUGAACCACCCAACCCGUCUUCCACGAACCCUCCCACUACUGAACCACCCAACCCGUCUUCCACGAACCCUCCCACUACUGAACCACCCAACCCGUCUUCCACGAACCCUCCCACUACUGAACCACCCAACCCGUCUUCCACGAUCCCUCCCACUACUGAACCACCCAACCCGUCUUCCACGAACCCUCCCACUACUGAACCACCCAACCCGUCUUCCACGAACCCUCCCACUACUGAACCACCCAACCCGUCUUCCACGAACCCUCCCACUACUGAACCACAGUCAGCUGCCAUGCAAGCUGCGCGAGUAUCUCAUAUGCAAAAUUUGCUGUAUCGGGUAGCGGAGUCCGACAACGACUGUCCGACACCAAACGAGGUGAAUGAGAUACUGAACAAUGCCAGCCAGGCCCUGGCAAAGGUUGCCCAUGAAGAGUUUACAGAGGAAACGCGGGAUGCGCUCGUUGACAGCACAACCAAAGUCAACAAUACAGUCGACUGUGUCAAAAACAAUCAGACUCAGUUUACGGAUGACCAGAAGAAUUCGGUACAGGUGUCUAUUAAGAACGCUGAGAAGUCCGUCGACAAGGCCGACGACAUUAUCGACAACAUCGUCAACCCGACGCCGACGCCGCUGCCCUCGCUGGCUCUCAGCUCUCCGUUUGUGAUCGCUCUCAUCACCCUCAGCUGUUUACUGGCCGUGGGCACACUGGUGGGAGUAGCACUGACGGUGCACCGUUCCGUGCGCACCCCGCCGCGUCGCCGGCGGCCCCGGCCGACCGUCACGGGCCGGGUGAACGCCGGCUACCGGCCGGCCGACACGGACACCACCGAGCUGGUGGAACGACCGGUCGGCCGGCGGCGCGCGCCCGCACCCGCACCCGUCCCCGAGCCUGAGGGCUACGACCGGCUGUACCAGGGAGCCAUCCCGCGGGCGCAUACAGUCGACCGGCCGGGCAGCGAGCCGCAGCAGACGCCGCGACGGGAGUUCUAUAACGCCUACUGAUCAGCCCACUGACUGAGGAGCCAGGACUGCCACCAUUCAGCCGGUCCCGUCUGAGACCGGGUCAGCAGGUCCGAGAGCAGGUCAGCAGCAGGUCACCAGAGACUCGGUGAUGUCCAGUGAAAUGAAGUGACCGAACAGUGGCCCAGAGACGACCGUGCGGUGACCGUUCGGUAAUGUGAGAUGCUCGGGCUGCUAAUGAGCAGUCGGCUAGCCGUGACCACGCAGUGACCAGAAGGAAUCCAGCCAUGGUGCGCAGUGACCCACCUUCAGCCGCUCGGUGAUCGCAGUGACCGAUCGGUGAAUGGUGACCUCAGGUCAAAGAAUGAAGCCGACCGCAGCAAAAUAUCCACUGACGGAUGCAAGCCUCGCGAUAUUUCCAUGAUUUAUUUUUAGGUAACUACCACGCUUCAUGUUAUUGUGCUGGGUACCAUUGUGGGCUCGCACUGAACGUGCAAACACCGAUGAUAAGGAAGCGCUAGAGCAAGCAGUAAGCUUUAUUGUACAUACAUGUAAUGGUUGUAAAAGCUCGUGAAUUGUAACAAUGCUGUUAUACGCAAUAAAUGAUAAUAUGAUAA
Amphibalanus amphitrite is the source of this 3338-nucleotide messenger RNA. RefSeq names its product mucin-2-like. The coding region runs from base 256 to 2763 and encodes 835 amino acids. Lineage: Eukaryota; Metazoa; Arthropoda; Thecostraca; Balanomorpha; Balanidae. The record is from RefSeq and is a predicted model, not a curated record. The transcript has 2 exons.